Exophiala viscosa is the source of this 1353-nucleotide messenger RNA. RefSeq lists its product as uncharacterized. Lineage: Eukaryota; Fungi; Ascomycota; Eurotiomycetes; Chaetothyriales; Herpotrichiellaceae. The record is from RefSeq and is a predicted model, not a curated record. The transcript has a single exon. Bases 186 to 1073 code for a protein of 295 amino acids.
GUAACGUUUUCCGAUAAACCAUACCGGUCAGUGCCACUCACUCAUGCAGGUAUCAGUCGAUCUCCCUGCAGAGACCAUCCUUGGUUCAGGCAUACCUCUCAUCGGUACCAUGGCCUUUGAACUGUAAUGAUUUGGACAUCACAGAUACCCAGAUACAUGCGCAUCCUCUUGACCAUCCGACAGAAAUGAGUAUGAGUAUAAUACGAGGCAGGAUUCUUGUUACCAUGAACAAGCUGUAUACAGACAAUUGUACCCAUCUUACCGACUACAACUUCGUGACAAAUGUGGACUCGGAAAUAUCGUCCAUAAUCGACACCUUUCCGUGGUUCUUCGAUGCUCGAAACAGCCAUAGAUGGAUGGAAGUGCCUUCAGAGCUUGAAAAUAUCCAUUGGCAAUCCCACUUGCUCCAUACAAGCGUUUGUAUGCACCGGAUUAGGAUACACAGACCGUUCUUACACCCUCGCGUUGGCGAUGCAUGGAACGUGACGCUUACGGCGGCCGAAGGUGCACUUUCCGUUUAUCGAACGCUCCGGAUCGAUGGCUUAGAAAAGCUUAGGAAGCACAUGCGAUCUGGUGUUCAGAUGCAUCAAAUUUUCUCCGUGGCGGUGACCUUGGCAAUACUGCUUUUGGUAGAGCAGCCCGAGCCGAGCACUCAGACAAAGGCAAUUCGCGCGAGCAUCGAACUCGUGGUCUCAGAUUUGGAUGCUUUGGCCCUGAGAGAAAGUAUUCCUAGUGCGGCAGACGAGAGCCGGAUCAUCAGGGGCAUACUUGAGAUGUACGAUUGUCCAGAGAAAGCCGAGGCGGGCGACUUGAUCACGAAUAUCCAUACAGUGACCGGAGGCAAGAACAACAUCGAGCACUAUCUGCAGCAACGCAGACAGCUUGGGACAAGAAGAUUUCAGGCUCUGUCAGAACCAAGUAAGCUCGAACUCGGAUCUGCAGAACAGAGGUAUCCGACGCCGGACAUGUAUUUCGACGUCUUACAAUAUGACCUGAGUCAGUAUGAUUUCGGCAACUUCGUGGACUAUGGCAAUUGGGAUUGGGAAUCACUACUGGCAGUACACGAGCCCUGAACUUUGGUAACGGCCUGACUCAUGUUCAGCGGAAGCACAUAGGAUGACCGUUGACGUCCACAUUGAUAAGCUACUGGUGGAUUAGUGUCUUUGUUCAUGGUGUCUUCCAUUUGAUGUGCGCCAUCGAUGCAGGCCGACACGUUAUGCGUCUCAACAGGUUCAUUUCCGUGCCGCUUCCAGAGAACUUCGUCUCCUCCGCGACUUGCCUAGCCUUGCAGUAGGCUACGAGACAAGCUUUCGCAUACCUCGUUUCAUCCAAUCCGUCCCAAUCCACCAAUCU